GGGCGCAGGCGCAGAGGAGCUCAUGCGCUGAGGGCCCGCGGCGCUGAGGUACCCCUGGGCAGCGGAGGGCUUCGGGCCGGAGGUGGGGGAGUCCGAAGCUCUGGCUCACGUGACCUGCCGGGGCCGGGCGCCGGGGGCGCGCACCGGCCUCCCUCGGUGCCCCUGUCUGGCUCUGCGUUGCUACGGGGACCCUCCUGGGGGACGGGCCGUCACCCCCAGUCUGCAGUUAGAGGCGGCUGCCGCUGCAGCCCCGCCGCCCUCCGGGGACCCGCCGGCUGGGAGAAACGUUGCUGAAGUGCUGCUGAAAGGGCCAGAGAUGCAAGGAUUUGGGACACAUUUGAACCUUUAAGCUGUCUGACACUGACCUCCUUUCAUUAUUAAUAAAGAAGAAGCAGGAGCUUAGGAUGCAUUAACCAACUCAUUAAUGUACUAACUGGACAGUGUUCUGCAGACUCUUUUGCAUUGCAAAGAACUGGAUUGGCACAAAAUAAAAUACUUGUAUAUUUUCCUCAGCCUGUAGUAUGACUCGAUGGAGGAAAAUUUGAUGAGCGUGAGGGAAGACCAUUCUUUUCAUGUUCGGUACAGAGAUUGAAGCCAAUCAAUUGAGGCCUUGUGCAUAGCAGAAUGGAAGCUUCUUGCCUUGAGCUAGCCUUGGAAGGAGAACGUCUGUGUAAAUCAGGAGACUGUCGUGCUGGUGUGUCAUUUUUUGAAGCUGCCGUUCAAGUUGGAACUGAAGACCUAAAAACACUUAGUGCUAUUUACAGCCAGCUGGGCAAUGCUUAUUUCUACUUGCAUGAUUAUGCCAAAGCAUUAGAAUACCACCACCAUGAUUUAACCCUUGCAAGGACUAUUGGAGACCAGUUGGGGGAAGCGAAAGCUAGUGGUAAUCUUGGAAACACCCUAAAAGUGCUUGGGAAUUUUGACGAAGCAAUAGUUUGUUGUCAGCGACACCUGGAUAUUUCCAGAGAACUUAAUGACAAGGUGGGAGAAGCAAGAGCACUUUAUAAUCUGGGGAAUGUGUAUCAUGCAAAAGGGAAAAGCUUUGGGUGCCCUGGUCCCCAGGAUGUGGGAGAAUUUCCAGAGGAAGUCAGCAAAGCCCUGCAGGCGGCUGUGGACCUCUAUGAGGAAAACCUGUCAUUGGUAACUGCUCUGGGUGACCGAGCAGCCCAAGGACGAGCCUUUGGGAACCUUGGCAACACACACUACCUCCUGGGAAACUUCAGGGAUGCAGUGAUAGCUCAUGAGCAGCGUCUCCUUAUUGCAAAAGAGUUUGGGGAUAAAGCAGCUGAACGAAGAGCAUAUAGCAACCUCGGAAAUGCGUAUAUAUUUCUUGGUGAAUUUGAAACUGCUUCCGAAUACUACAAGAAGACACUACUGUUGGCUCGACAGCUUAAAGACAGAGCUGUAGAAGCUCAGUCCUGUUACAGUCUUGGAAACACAUACACUUUGCUUCAAGACUAUGAGAAGGCCAUUGAUUAUCAUCUGAAACACUUAGCAAUUGCUCAAGAGCUAAAAGAUAGAAUUGGCGAAGGAAGAGCAUGUUGGAGCUUAGGAAAUGCGUACACAGCUCUAGGAAAUCAUGAUCAGGCAAUGCAUUUUGCUGAAAAGCACUUGGAAAUUUCAAGAGAGGUUGGGGAUAAAAGCGGUGAACUGACAGCACGACUAAAUCUCUCAGAUCUUCAGACAGUUCUUGGUUUGAGCUACAGCACAAAUAAUUCCAUGAUGUCUGAAAAUAUUGAAAUUGACAACAGCUUUUAUGGUGCACGCCCCAAGUUGGGACGAAGACACAGUAUGGAAAAUAUGGAACUUAUGAAGUUAACACCAGAAAAGGUACAGAAUUGGAACAGUGAAAUUCUUGCUAAACAAAAACCUUUUAUUGACAAACCAUCUGCAAAGCUACUCUUUGUCAACAGACUGAAGGGGAAAAAAUACAAAGCCAGUACCUCCACUAAAGUUCUUCAAGAUGCCAGUAAUUCCAUUGACCAUCGAAUUCCAAAUUCUCAGAGGAAAAUCAGUGCAGACACUAUUGGAGAUGAAGGGUUCUUUGACUUACUAAGGCGCUUUCAAAGCAAUAGGAUGGAUGACCAAAGGUGCUGCUUACAAGAAAACAACUGCUGUCCAGCCUCAGCGGCAGCUUCCUCCACUCCCAAGAUGGUGAAAACACCAUCUGUUUCUGUGGUAUCCCCCAACACAGACGAAUUUUUAGAUCUUCUUGCCAGCUCACAGAGCCGCCGUCUGGAUGACCAGAGGGCCAGUUUCAGUAAUUUGCCAGGGCUUCGUCUGACAAAAAACAACAAUCAGUCAGUACUUCAGCAUCUAAUAACAAAUGACAGGAAAGAGCCUGAUGAAGACUUCUUCGACAUCCUUGUGAAGUGUCAGGGAUCCAGAUUAGAUGAUCAAAGAUGUGCCCCACCACCUGCUGCCACAAAGGGGCCAACGGUCCCAGACGAAGACUUUUUCAGCCUUAUUUUACGGUCUCAGGCUAAAAGAAUGGAUGAACAAAGAGUUCUUUUGCAAAGAGAUCAAAACAGAGAAAAUAAAUUUGGGCUAAAGGACCUUUUGCAAAACAAUGCUUUGUUGGAAUUUAAAAAUUCAGGAAAAUAACCAGCAAACCACUAGAUAGCUAUGGUACUUCUUACUAAAGAAAAGACUAUUUUCCUUCAGAACACUGCAGGGAAAUUCACCCUUUAGAACUGCAGUACAGCCCAUGUGUUUUAGGAUGUAAAAUGAGGUACUAAUGGACUGACCUUCUAGACGCUUGUGUUUAAAGGUGAGUGUCCUGAGAGGUGCUCCAUCAGCUUACUGCCUGGGAUUAUUCUUGGGCAACUUAUUAUAAUACUUUAUUAGGGUUUGUAAAAUAGGAAUUUAAUGAGUCCUAGAUUAGAAUUCAAUCCUCUGAGGUAACUUUUUAAAAAAUCUUGACAAUGACUCUUAAUUGACAAUGAUUUUUUUAUACUUCCCACUUAGUGUGGGAAAUUACACCAUUUAAUAAAAAUAAUAAUGUACUUGUCCAAUGUAAAAAAGAUAGAAAAUAGUUAUAAUUAUUUUCAAUGUAUUUGUAGGCCAAAGCCAGUGUAAAAAAAAAAAAAAAAAAACUUUUAAGAAAUAAACUACUUUUAGCAUGCUUUAAGCUAUUUGUCUCUUCUCUUACAUAAUACUGCUAUAUAAAACAAACUUUUAUAAGACCUAAUGUGGUAAAAACCAAAACCAUUUGGUUUGAUUAAGAACCCAAACUGCCAGGCGUGGUGGUGCAUGCCUUUAAUCCCAGCACUUAGGAGGCAGAGGCAGGUGGAUCUCUGUGAGUUCAAGGCCAGCCUGGUCUACAUAGUGAGUUCCAGGCCAGCAUGGGCUACCUACAGGGAGACCCUGUCUCAAAAAGACCCCAAAAAAUCACUAGCUUAAACUAUGAAUUCAGUUUCAUAUGUGUCAUAUAAGGUAGACUAUCCUAGAUGUUAUCAAUUUUAAAACUGUGCAUUAUGUUUUAUGGGACUUUUAGGUUUUAUUAGAAAAUUUGUAACAAAAAAAGGUAGGCACCAAAAACAAUAAUGGUAUUAUCUCAUUUGGUAUAUCCAACAAAUCAAGUCUUGAGUCAUGUGUGAAACUUUUUCUUAUAAGAAAAUUCAUUAAGCAAAGACUGCACAUCAAACCAAAAUGUGUUUAUUUUGUGUAUACAGUGGUUCUUAGACGCUGUAAACAAUUUAACAUCACUUAUUCCAUUUUAAAAGGUCCUUUAACAGCUACCUACUCUGUUCCAAUUCUCUUAAAAGCCAGUAUAAUAUGCCUUAACCCCAAUGACAGAUACUGGCUAGUCAACUGAAAUAAGCCUUAUCUCUCUUCUGGUAAUGAACUGGCCUUAAUAUGUUCACCUUGCUUUAAUAAAGUCUUCCCUGAAUUGCUGUAGUCAUUCAAGAGUACCAUAUUGCCUUGCUGGUUGUCAAAGUAGAUUUCAUCCCCAAAUGGAGAUCUGUAAUGAAAAAAUACAAACAUGAAAUUGUAAAUGUGUUUUUGUUUGUUUGUUUUUGAGACAGGUCUCACUUUGUAGCCCUGGCUGGCCUUGAACUGACCAUGUAGACCAGGCUGCCCUUAAUCUCACAGAGAUCCACAACUCGGCUCCAAAAUUAAUGUUUUUAAAAUGGAUUUGAUUUUGGAUUAAAAGGGUCAAGUGCAGACAGCACUGCCUGCCUCUCCUCAGUCUGUACCUGAGGCAUUCACUUCUCUUCAGAAUCAGACCACAGCUCAGAGGACAAACCCAUCUCGGGAAUACAUUUACCAGUUAGUGUUAACAGGUUCAGUCUGUAGAGACAACUGCUUUACAAGCAAAGAUGUUCACAAAUCUAAACUGUAUGUAUCCUUUCAUUAAUUUACUCCAUUCCUACAGUUGUGUUACAUCUUGAUGCAAAAUUCUUUCGU
Nannospalax galili (Upper Galilee mountains blind mole rat) is the source of this 4410-nucleotide messenger RNA. It is a transcript of the gene Gpsm2, whose product is annotated as G protein signaling modulator 2. The record is from RefSeq and is a predicted model, not a curated record. The transcript is spliced from 16 exons. Lineage: Eukaryota; Metazoa; Chordata; Mammalia; Rodentia; Spalacidae. Gene Ontology annotation, molecular function: GTPase regulator activity; protein binding. The coding region runs from base 625 to 2604 and encodes 659 amino acids.